Molecule: messenger RNA, 2077 nt
Organism: Exophiala xenobiotica
Lineage: Eukaryota; Fungi; Ascomycota; Eurotiomycetes; Chaetothyriales; Herpotrichiellaceae
Exons: 1
Coding region: 517-1761 (414 amino acids)
Biological process (GO): carbohydrate derivative metabolic process
Molecular function (GO): carbohydrate derivative binding
Source: RefSeq, a predicted model, not a curated record
GUGCGCCCCAAAUGUACCCGGUUCUUCCACCCCUGUCAGGACCCUUUUUCGCCCGUCGAUUGCGAUUGCGAUUGCGAUUGCGAUAUCUACAAGUACACACGUACUAGUACCAUCCUUGAUUAACAAUGUCACUCGUACCAUCCCUACAAUCCUCUUUCACUAUUUUCGUUCUGCAAUCCUCUCCACCACUUCUACAUCACCCUCAGCCGUACAUUCCUCGUUGUCUUUCUUCCAAUCUAUGGCGUCAUGUCACUAACAUCUGGCUCUUACAACCUGGAGUGGCGAACUUUUCCACGCCUGUACGAUCGCUGAUCGACUGGCUCCAUCCCCGAACAAUCAGCAAUCAAUAUCUUGGGAUACUUAGACAUCUAGUAUCAUCUCAACAACGGAGCGCUCAUGCGGGUUCGACCCGAAAGCCGCCAGUGAUCAAGUAAAAGCCCUCAGGACUCUGGCCUUGCCGGGAAUAAUUUCCCGAGCGACCUUCCGCUUCCUGUGCCGCUAGACCAGCACAACAAGAUGGCAUAUUCGCACGGGUCUUCGCUUCCAACGCCUCGUACACCUUCCAUGCCGUUGUGUGGUCCGGUAGCAGAACAAAUCGAACCUUUGCCAAUUACGCCUCCAGAACUCUCCGAGGCUUUCUAUGAAGAGGCUUUUGACGCAGACUGCAGAACGAUCAAGAAGGCGCUACAUGUCCUAACAACCGAGAGGCUCGCUUUAUCGCAUCUUGAAGAACUCUAUACCAAUUCCGCCGAGAUCCAGGGGUCCCUCUUGCGGGCCAUUAGACAGAUUAUCCAUUCUGAAACUCGCCAUGGGAAGACCAUCUUUACAGGUGUCGGCAAGUCUGGCCAUAUCGCAAAGAAGCUCGUCGCCACCUUUGUUUCCCUGGGUAUCCAUGCGGUAUUCCUACACCCUAUCGAGGCCUUACAUGGAGACCUAGGGGUUGUUCGCCCCAAUGAUACUAUUAUCAUGGUCACAUUUUCUGGAAAGACGCCUGAACUCAUCUCUCUUCUUCCACACAUCGAAUCGUCGAUACCCCUGAUCGUCAUGUCUGGACAUUUGAACGAAGGCUCAUGCCUACUACUCUCGAAUCCUGCAAGAGCAGGUUCCAAGAACAUUCUGAUACCAACUAUUAUCCACGAGUCUGAGAUGACGUCGUUCGGCGUGUCGGCACCAACGACAUCGACAACGAUCACGCUGGCAAUUGGCGAUAGUCUCGCACUUGCAGUUGCCGACGAGUUGCAUUCCGCAGCUGGACAGCAGACACCUGCCAUAUUUGCGGCCAAUCAUCCUGGAGGUGCCAUAGGCGCAGCACUCAAGCCGACAGUCCCAUCCGAGCCACGAAUGUCUGAUCUGGCGACGACAGUCUCUCAAAUCCCCAUAGCAACCCCACGUCCAGGACAACCGCUCCUGUGCUUCGAUGUGCUUCUGGCUGCUGUGCGGUCAUCAAAAGGAUUUGUUCGGACUUCCUUGCACCAUAUGAUCGGCCCUCGAAGGAUACAGAGUCUCCAAAUCCCCGAACUGCCCGUUGCAGACUUGGAGGAUCAGUUUGGGAGAGUGGUUGUUGAAAAGACUGACUGGAUAUCCGUGCUCGCCAAUACGACCUUGGACGAGUGCAGACGUUGGAUCCACCAGAUGCGCGAUGAGGGUUCUGGACGUGGUAAAGAAUUCCUGAGGAGGGGGACCCUGCUUGGGAUCGUCGACCAGAGCAACGAAGUGACUGGGAUUGUCGAAAUAGAGGAGUUGAUGGGCGAGGAUUUUUGAAUGAUUUAUGCAUUCAUUGCAUUCAUAUUUGGCAGCGUUCUCAUGGUAUAGACAGGCUAGAGGUUCGGCUUUCCCUCGCUUGUUUGUGGAGUUGCAUUUCCGGUGUUAAUGACAUGACGAAUCUCAUGCAUACCAGUCAUCUUCAUCGGCACCCUCAUCUUCGUCGGCUUCGUCGGCUUCAUCAGGCCGUGUUUCUUGCUCUAAGCUGCCAGCUGUUGUGCUAGGUUGUCCUUUUCCUGGAUCCGUGCUUGCUUGCGCGGCAUGUCUCAAGGCGUCCCUCUUCUCUCGUAGUUUCCGUACUCGCUCCUCCAUCUCC